UUCUGUUUUUUUAAAUUUUUUAUUUUGUAGGGGCACAUGACAGUGGGGAUGGUUACAUACACACACCCCCACAAUUAAUUUUCACUGGUCUUAAGAAAGGUCUGCAUAGGAUGUACUCUAUCAAUGGCCAUUUGACAAAAAUCAUGUUAGAUAUCAGUGCGCCCCCUGUGCCCCGUCAGAGGAGUGCGCCCUGGUCCAUCAGGGUACUCUGAAUUGGAAUUCCCAUUCUGAUGUCACCCGUCCAUCCACCAGAGAAGGCGUUUAAAUGUGCUUGCCUAAGUGUCCCUGAGGAUUGUCUGCAGAUCCAGUGUCUCUGUUCCCUACAGGGGCACAGUUGUAUUUUUUUUGGUUAAUUUUCCAUUGUGACAGACAUGUCGUCGAUCUCCCACUCCAUCUGCACCCGUCGGUAUCCAUCUCUUAGCGGAAGACAUCAUGGAAUCGGAUGUUUUUAGUUUUCACCCAGAGGGCAGUUCUUCUCUUGGGAACCUGUGACCCUAACCCUCUGUGAAAGAAUGAUUGGACGCUUAUAGGACUCUUAUGACAGAGCCGAGCCAAUCAGGUGGCUGUGUGGCGAUCACCAUGGUGACUGACUGUCAAGAGCCCCAGAGAAUGUUUGUCCUUACACACACACACCACCCCCAAUCAGGCCACCUGCCACCCCCGUCCUCAGCCUCCCUCCUCAACCACCUCCCUCUCAUCUGAUAACUUCUCCAUCUGUCUUUGGUUUGUGUUGUAAAUACUGUAAAGUGCAUUUUGAUAUCAUGAUAUGUUUUGAUAUUUCCGUCACAACCAAUGACUGAUGAGAAAUUACUUGAUUCAGACAAACUGGGGCUAUGCUGGUGAAUAUAAAAAGUUCAAGUUUAAGCAUUAUUAAAAUGAAUUAGUGUCACGUGAUACAACGCAGCAUUGUAGCUGGUUCAUUUCUUUUUAAAUAGUUCCUCUCAGCAAGCAGAAGGAUGCAUUUGUACCAUGAAUUUGGAGAUUUACAUUUUUAUGUGUUAACCCUUUUGUUUUGCUAAUGCUUCAAAUUGAACUUUUCUGAAUUUUCCGUAGUGUGGACCCAGUGUGUUUUAGUUGAGAAACAAUGUGUGUUUUUACAGCACCUCACUGCUGAACUCAAAGUCAACAUAAACCAGGAGGACCCCCCCUAUUAAAUUAUCACUUCCUUAUAAGCUACAACUACGGCCCUGAGUUUUUCCUGGUCAGGUUCAGUGCUCAGGGAAAACUCUGUCCCUAGUAACGAUUCAUGAAAAUACAAUUAUUUUACUAUGAAGGGUUUUUAUGUAUUUAAAUGGAGAUUUUCUUUUUAUUUUAUAAGUUAAAGCAAGAGCUUGAAGGACAUUUUCACUUUUGGUGUUAAAGGGUUCCUCAACCAGAACAGUCUAUGGGCUGAGGGAAUCUUAUCUAUGGUUUAGUUUUCUUUAAACAGCCAGUAAGAUCGUCUGUUCAUUUUAGCUCCUGCUAGCUAAAAGCCAAAACAAGUACUCAUUGACUUUGAGCUAGCAUUGGCUAAAAUACAUAUUUUUUGAACAUCCCCUUUACUUCCAUUGAUUUCUUAGAUAGUGGUUGAUUAGGAAGCCUGUUUAAAGUCAAGUAAAUAAUGGAUUUUUAGUUUCCUGUGGCCCAUAAACAUAUUUAGGGUAACCAUCUAACAUCAAGUUGAAAAAGGUGAAAUUCUCCUUUUAAUGAUGUGAAAAGGUAAAAUGAUAGGGAGUGAAUUGCCAUGGUUGAGGAUCUCAAACCGCAAUGUAUCAUGGUUUAAUUGACUGUCUGAUCUAGAAACAGUUAUUUGGCGUUAUUUAUGAUGCAAGGUGAUUUAUAGAUCAGUCAGUUGGCUGUUGCCUGCGAUUUAUUAUAAUUAUUUUUUAUCCUCAUAAACAUGGCCGAUGGCCUCUGGUGUACUUAGAGAUACUGUUGUACAAAUUCAGACCCGGCAAAUCUGAAAUGCACCCUAUUCACUAAAUAGUGCACUACUUGAGGAAUAUGUUGUGCACUACGUAGGACACACGGUGCCGUUUGGGUUGCGCUUUAGUUUGUGCCAGUGCAAAGUGUUUCUGGUGUUGUCGGAGGAGGAUCAUCAUAGAAAAACAAACCGUGAAACUGUGUUGGAUCUGCUCUGAAAUUUCAGAUGCUGUGUAUUUACCUCCCAUAACUAGGGCUAGGAGGUUCUCUGCCAUUUCAUGUGCUUAGGAAAAACAUGGCCCCUUAAUUGACCUUCUCCAGUCAUGAAUCGUGAACAUAUGACGUGGCCAGGAGAAACUCCUGACUCCUGGUCGUUCCCCUCUGAUAAUAAGAGGUGUCAAACUCUGCACCAGUACAAACGCCUGUCCUGUACGUAAAAUCAACGUUGUCCCAUUGUUGGUCAUUUGUGUUUCUAUGGUGACGUAUAAUACUGUGUCAUUCUGGGAGGGUUGAAAGGAGGAUGAGGGCUCAGCAGAAAAGGAAAGAUUCUUCUGUUUCUGUUCCUUGGUCGUAGACAUCUCAAUAGUCUUUAAGUCAAGCCGUUUUGUCUGGUGAGGAAGGAGACCAGUCCGUGCAAAUGAAGGGGAUAACAUGAGAUGAAGCCACUUUGGACUGUUAAGAUCCAGCCCCAUGUUUUUCACUGACAACAAAGCAGUAUUGAAUACAAGGCAGUCUGUGUCCCAGGGCCAGUUUUUUUAUAACGUUUAGUUCAUUAAAAUGAUCCUGUGUCUUGUUCUGUUGUGUUGCCCAUUUCAAAUUGGGAACCUCCUUGAUUUAAGACUGAAAGGGAAAUCAGACCCAUCACAUGAUGUGACGCCACGUCAUGCUGGAACCGAGAACAUGUGUAUGUAAAUGAUCAUGUGAAAAUUGGUUGAAAUAUUGCCAUAUUUAGGAUUUUCUCUAAAGCAGUGGGGACAAUAUCUAAUGGGGCAACACAGUAUCAUGUCAAUCUGGAUUAAACAUUUAGAAUAACGGCUUCCUGGGUUUGCUUUGUAUUUCCUGAUAGGUUAGUUUCAGCUCCUAAAUGUCUUGUGUAGUAAUAAAAAAGUUUCCUCUUCGUACGUUUUCUUUCUAUUGUAAUAACGUUUCUUUAGACUGAUUAAAAAGUUGCUUAUUGAAAAAUGGUGGGAAAUCUUGCAUCAAUAAUAAAUGUAAUUUGUUUUGGGUUUUUCAUUGAGUCGUCAGUUGUCCGUUUUUGCCUGUGUCCCUCUCUGUUGUAGAUACGUCCAAAAACUAAUAAAAUUGCUUCACUACUUUCGCCAAGACAUUCGGUUCUUUCAACAGGUUGUUUUAGACGCUCCCAGGCUUUCACGACUUCAAGCAGUUUGCGCUCUUUAAGUGUGAGAAUAGGCAAAGAAAAUGUGUUUAAUGGCCUACCCAAAGACUGAACCGACAGCAACCCGAGGCUCGGUGAUUGAAACCUUUAACUGAGAGCUUUAUAUUCAUACGCCUUUUGUUAUCACGAGUCAAUGGCCUAGAGUGCUGUCUUUGUGCACAACUCCUCUCUGAGCUGUUUGAACUCAGCGGUGGCCUGGCGGAUGGAGGCUGUUUAAAGCAGACUUCAGUCAGUCAUUCUGGGGGCCUUUGUAGUGCGCAGACUCCGCUAUGGGCGACAUUUAGAGUUCAAAACCGCCGAACCAACUUUGAACGCUCGCCGGUGCCCACGUACGCCCUUCACCUGAAAAGGGAUUCACAUCCUGGUGCGGGAGAUAGAGGGGUAGAAGGCAACCGGAUUGGAGGGGAGAGGAAGACUGGAAGCGAUAGGAGAGAGUUAUGGAUGUGUAUCAUCCGUGUCCUCUCGCUGAAACUUUUUCCCAGCAUGUGAUUUGUGGACCUUCUACUGACAUGGAUUUAAACCUCACCUAACAACCCAGGUACACGGUUAACUCUCACCUCUCUGUUAGAGUGCUUCUUUCCAUUCCUGAUUCACUACCUUGAGCUUUCCUGCAGACCAUGCCAGACCCCCGGGACCUCCUAACAGACGCCAGUCCCCUGAUCGGGGCAGCAAGGCUAGGAAAGCUUCGCCUUGUUCGUCUGCUCCUGGAAGGGGGUGCCCGCGUCAACGAGAGGAACCCGCAGGGAGAGACCCCUCUCUUGGCUGCGUGUAAAGCCCUGAGGGGGGAACCCAGUGGACCAGGGACCCUGAAAAUGCUCCAAUACCUACUGGACAACCAGGCAGACCCUAAUGCCCAGGACCGGUCUGGUCGUACAGCUCUGAUGUGGUCCUGUAUGGAGAGGGCUGGAGCUCAAGUGGCCUCUACUCUCAUCUCAGCUGGAGCUGAUCCCAGUAUGGAAGACUACUCUGGGGCUUCAGCACUGGUCUACGCCGUCAACGCGAAUCACCAGCCUACGCUACAGGUGCUGCUGGACGCGUGCCGUGCCAAAGGCCGGGACCUCAUCAUCAUCACCACGGAGAUAGGCGUGAGCGGGGGCUCGGUGACCAAGCGCUACCUGAAUGUACUGCCGUCUCCCGACACAUCGCCUGUCCCCUGCAUGUCGCCCUCUGACAUCAUAAUCAAGACAGGCUCACCCAACUCACCUGACGGAGACAAUGUGUUCAACUUCAGAGGAUCAGGUAAGAGGGGGAAUUGCGCCAACAGACUCUCCCCCUGUGAGCUGAGUUCAGUGGACCAGUCCAGUACUCCCCCUCCCAGACAGCGCCAGUGGUCUGAACCGUGGCUGGCUAUUCACAACCUGGCUCAACUCAACAAGGUCUACCAGGAAGGAGGGAGGGAGAGGCUGGGGGAGGAAGGAGGAGAGGGAGAAAGGGGACCUGAUUGUCACGACUGUGACUUGGAACAGACGGUGAAGGCAAAACGAGGGAGCGCGAAAGAAGAGAGAGAGAAUCGAUCUGCCCAUCACCACCGGAGGGAGAUCUCCCAAGCAGCCGCUCGACCUGCCCUUUCCCCGACAACGGAGCACCUUCCCCAGGUCUUUCAGAGCAGACUGACCCCUGAGACAAGCUUAGCCGCUGGACACUUCAGAGGAGAACUCCCCAGUGUCCAAAUAGCUUUACAGUGUAAAGGAGGAUCUAAUCUCAUUGAAGGGCGGGCCUGGAUUGCUCAAACUGCUCUACCGCCUCUUUCUCGCCGCUCUACCGCCUCUUUCUUGCCUCUUCGUCACCGCUCUACCGCCUCUACUCCAGGUAACUGCAGUGUUUAAGACCAGACCGUUAUUCUGCCACUGAAAGCCGUCAUAUCUCACCCCAUGGUCGCUCCAAUGACUGUUCCUGCCACCAGUCCCCUCAGACCCAGAUUCAACCUGAACAGGCCUCCUGUCAGAGCUGCGUAACACACACAAGGAAGAAUGUCACGUUUUACCAUAUCACACUCAAAUUUGUAAUGUUAAUUUAAUAUUAAAUAAAAAUACAAUAAGUCAUUCAGAUUAGAUACUAACUGUUAAUUUCAAAAAUAUCACAAUGAACUGUUCAUACUGAAGAAUUCACUAGGAUCAUAAAUACUAAUUCACAACAAUUGUAUAUUGGUUUGUAUUUAUUUAGAUAACAACGCAGAGGAAUAAGUGCAUGUGUAGAGUAUGUUGUGGAAUUCUCUCAAAUGAGAUAAGAAUCUCUUCAGCCAGUGAAUUGUGUAUAAUGUGCUUACAAUCAGACUGUUAUGUAAUUAUGUUCACAUUGUCACGCUCCAUCAUGUUGGAUGCUAUGCUAAUUGUCACAACAUCCCUUGUAGAACGUCAGGAAAUGAAUACAUAUAAUAGAUAUGAACUGGUUAUUUUCUUCAAAAUUCUAACAAAAUAUAUAUAACAUGUACUAUAACAUGAUGCGCUUACAAAUUAUUUACAAAUGCAAUAUGUCAUUAUUAUUAACAUUUCA
Molecule: messenger RNA, 5791 nt
Organism: Esox lucius (northern pike)
Lineage: Eukaryota; Metazoa; Chordata; Actinopteri; Esociformes; Esocidae
Product: ankyrin repeat domain-containing protein 34B
Exons: 5
Coding region: 3916-5124 (402 amino acids)
Molecular function (GO): protein binding
Source: RefSeq, a predicted model, not a curated record